UGUAGCAAGGCUGGAUGCACAGAGGGAGCUGCACUCAGUGUAUGCGUGGCACUCUCCCCAGCCUGUUGCAGGAGUGGCCAGGCUGGGUGUGAUCACAAGGGGGGGAUGCUUUACAUUUUGCACAACCCACAAACUGAGUGAGUUUCUUUGGAACGUCUAACUAAGCCCAUUCAGCUACACUGUAGCACUUACUAUUGGCUAGACUUUGCAGGAAGGCUCUGCAGGGAUACUAGUGUUUGCAAGUCCAGCUCAGUACUUGCAGUCUGCACUCACAGCCCUGGCUCAUCAGCAUCAUGUCUAACCCAAGACACAGGAACAAGAGCAACUCUGCAGACAACAGCUCCCAGACAGCGGCAAAUGACGUGGCAAAGAAGAGCAAUAAAUCCAGCAAAGGGUCUUCAUCAUCAUCAUCCUCCUCUUCAGGCGCUGCAUCUGGUGUAUUUAAGAAACUUUUUACCUUUGUGCUUUAUGCAGGUUUGAUAGCAGUGUCUGCCUGCACUGGCUGGUUUGUGUAUAAUCUCUUGGAGGAAGUCUCCCAAAUUAACAGCAAACUCGGCCACCUAUCCUUGCAGAAAGGUGAACUGGCUGAAACCGUCAACACUCUCCAAAAACAGGUAAAUGCUGACAUUUUCACCCCCUUUCAAUUUCCCUGAAUACCUGUGUUUACUGGUGACCAAGUAGUUUGAACCAUAUGUAAAAUGAAUUAUUACAAUUACAUAUGAAACUUCAAUGGAAUAACUAAUCUGUGGGUGUUAGAGCUACUAUAAUAUAUUAUAGUUGCCAUAAUGAUGUGUUAUUAUUAUUUUAUUAUUUAUAUAGCGUCAUCACGUUCUGUAGCGCUGUACAAUGGGAUUAUACUAUAUAGAGCUUUUAGUAUAAUAAAUUGGGCAAUUCCGUUGUUUAUUGCGUCAAAUUAGCAAAACGUUCUAAUUGAUUGCAGAAUUUGAGGUGAACAAGAGAAUAUAUAUAUAUAUAUAGUAUAUUCCACAGAUGCUUCUAAAGUUCCCAAAAUUAACCCUCUGGGCUGCUACACGAAAUUGUGAAUUAUGGGAAAUUAGCGAGAAAAUUCACAAUUUAAGGCCAUAAUAAGUGAGUUGGGAACGCUGGGAGCUUUUUUUUUCUCCAAUUUUUAUCUUUUGACAUAAAUUUCCCAGUUCCAUUAUCAAUUCUCCACAAUUCCCAUUUUAUUAAAUACACUCAUGUGAGGGAUAAUCACUAAAAGCAUGACUUUUUGGGAAUUCAUCGUGAUUUUUAAUUAAAAAUUUUAGCAAGUAAGGUUUUUUUUGUUUUUUUUUAGGUUGACUAUUUCUGCCUAAAAUUUAAAAUUCACUUUUUAAAUUUGUAACCGUUCACCACUUAGUGAAUAGCCUUCAUAGUGUUGUCAGUGUUUUAUUUUCUGUUUGAAAAUAUACUGGUGAGAAAUGCAUUUUGACCACAUUUCAGUGUAAAGGUCAGAACCUUCAAAUUAAUGUAUGCUUGGAGACAUACAAUGUCUACUAGCAGGACAUUUGACUGGGUAACACCUGUUGGAGAAGGAAGUAUGUACUAUAUAUACCAAAGUGUCUUUACAUAUUUAACCCAUUGGAGGGGAAGGUAUGUGUAAUAGUAGAACGUAACCUUUAAAAUGCCAGUGUGGCAAGUAAGGGAUUACUUUUCUUGUCCCACUAACAUUUUAGAUUGUUCAUUCAUUGUAAAUGUAUAUAUUUUACGUUUUACAUUUAGUUGAGUUAUUCACUAACGUGUCAAUUGUUACAAAUUCAAAGUGAAAAUCAUAUUUUAGGCUAAAAUAACCAAACUGCAAACAUAGCUUUUUUUUUUUUUUUUUUGUGUAGCUGCUUAAGCCUUAAAUGUGAAAUUCACAUUGUAUUAUUGUCAGUUUACACUUUUGGUGAAUAGCCAUGCCUGCUUUUGGUUCUGCUAUUUAGGAAUCACAUUUAAAUUUAAAGGGACAUUAUUGUCACUUAAUAUAGUUGUUCUCGUGUUCACUGAUUGUCCCUGAAGGCUUUUUAAUUUAAACACUGCCUUUUCAGAGAAAAAGCCAUGUUUACACUACUGCCUAUGAACGCCUCUAGCGGCAGUCACUAGAGGUGCUUCCUGGGACAAUGCUGCAAAUGUUCAGCAUCUCCACACUGCCCUGGAGACUCGGGAAGUUCCUCAUAGAGAUGCAUUAAAGGAGUACUAUAGUGCCAGGAAAACAAACUCGUUUUCCUGGCACUAUAGUGUUAAUAGGUCACCCUCAUGGCCCCCCUCCCGCCGGGCUGAAGGGGGAGGAAGGGGUGAAUCGCUUACUUUUAUCCAACACCGGGCUCCUUUGGCGCUGGGGAAAUCUCCUCCCUCUUCCGACAUUAGCGCUAAAGGCGCAUGUGCGGCAAGAGCCGCGUGCGCAUUCAAUCAGUCCAUAGGAAAGCAUCUCUCAAGGAGACAGCCACUAGAGGCUGGAUUAACCGUAAUGUAAACAUAGCAGUUUCUCUGAAACUAUGUUUACAGCAGGCAGGGUUAACCCUAGAGGGACUUGGCACGCAGACCACUUCAUUGAGCUGAAGUGGUAUGAUUGCCUAUAGUGUUCCUUUAAUUAAAUUAAUCUCUAAUAGGGGAUGCUGAUUGGUGCAGCACAGUGUUUUGCCACACAUGUGCAAUAGCCUCACAAUGCUUUCCUAUGGGAAAUAAUUGAUUUUUAACAGAGGGUAAGGGGGGGCUGUCACCUAAAUAGCUAAGUCAAACCUAUAGUGUCAGCAAUUUGCAUUUGUAUUACUGACAGUGUCCCUUUAACUUUCUUUUGAAUUAUAUAUUUUUUUUGAGAGGGUAGUGGUUUAUACACUAAAGCAUGGGUCCUCAAACUCCGGCCCCCCAGAUGUUGCUGAACUACAACUCCCAUGAUUCUUUGAAUUACAUAGCCAGAGAAUCACGGAAGUUGUAGUUCAGCAACAUUUUGGGGGCCGGAGUUUGAGGACCCAUGCACUAAACAAUACAUUAGCUGAUGCUCUAAGCCAAGCUUCCCCAAACUCCAGCCCUUCAGAUUUUACUGAACUACAACUCCCAUGAUUCUAUGAAUGAAAUAGGCUGAUAAUCAUGGGUGUUGAAGUUCAGCAACAUCUGGGGGGCCGGAAUUUGGGGAAGCCAGCUCCAAGCCAAUCCGUAGCUUGCUUUCAUAAAAAGGGUAAGUACUAUAUAUAUUCUCUAAGCCAAUAAGCUGAAGCCUUGCCUGGCAGCAGGCCGUGCUUCCUGGAUCUAAAUUAGAGAAAGUGGAUGUUGAGAGGAUGGCUAGAGGGAGGAUUGGCGUUGGAGAGCCAACUUAGGGGUUAAACCUUUUUGUGGACAGUUAAACUUCCAAAGGUAAGGAAGCACCUGGGCGCUCCGUAGCAAUUUAAUAGCAGAACUACAACUCACUUGGUGCUUUGCCUGCCUUACAUCUAGUAAAACAACAUGCAAGUUGUGUUUCUGCAAUAUUUGGGCAUUUACCAUUUGGCCACUCCUAGCUUACAACAUAUAGAUACAAUAAAGCUUGUAAGGAAAUAAAACCCUAGUAAUUCACGCUCUUCAUAUUUAAUAUUCAUCAAAAACUUUUCUGUGUAAGCAAAUUGGGAACUGCAUCCUCUAGAUAUGUCAGUUCUAAGAUUUCACACUCGUUGAUCCGGAAAGGCUUGUGAACACACCACAAAGACCUUGUAAUUACAGGCACUCUGUCAUGCAUAGUAUAAUUGAGUUUUGUUUUAAAGUGACACAAUAAACCCCAAGUACAUUGAUUUACUGAAGUACUUUUUGUGUGAAGUGUGUUUUAUUCGCUUUUUUUUUUUUAUUUUACAAAAAGUUCAGAUUCCAAUUGUAAUUGGCACCAUUAUAAAUUAACCUUGUUUUGUUAAACUCCUCAACCUCCUCGACUGUCAAUCAGACAACUGGUCCUAUUCCUGGUUUGAUUAGCUCAGUGGAGAUAACUGGUGGCAAGGAGGAGUUAUUCUCUAAAUAGUGAAUUGACUAUGAGUUGGCAAAGUUUAGGGCAAAAACCCAUGUUGGGGGAAAAAUACCACAGUUCUGGAAUUUUGGCCCAAGGUGUGUUUAAAUAAUGACCCACACUUAAAGGACUGUCCUUGGGAGUGGUGAAGUAUAUUUAGAGGGACACUCCAGGCACCCAGACCACUUUUGCCCAUUGGAGUGGUCUGGGUGCCAACUCCCACUACUCUUAACCCUGCAAGUGUAAUUAUUGCAGUUUUUUUAUAAACUGCAAUAAUUACCUUGCAGGGUUAACUCCACCUCUAGUGGCUGUCUACUAGACAGCCACUAGAGGGCACUUCCUGGCUUCUAGCACAGGAAAUCUGUGCUAGAGCGUCGCUGGACGUCCUCACACUAUGUGAGGACCUCCAGCGUCGCUCAUUUCUCCAUAGGAAAGCAUUGAAAUGUAUUUUCAAUGCUUUCCUAUGGGGAGCGCGCAUGCGCGGCAUUGCUGCGCAUUAGGUCUCCCCGGCCGGUGGGCGGGAUCAGUCUCGCUCACCGGCCAAUGCAAUGCGGAGGAGUGGCGGCGGAGGAAGCAGCAACGUGGAACAUCGUCGCUGCUUCAGGUAAGUGACUGAAGGGGUUUUUACCCCUUCAGCAACCUGGGAUUGGGGGGUGGGAGGGAGAGGGAACCUGCAGUGCCAGGAAAAGGGAUUGUUUUCCUGGCACUGGAGUUUCCUUUUAAGUGGUGACUAGUUGAGGAAUACAAACAUUCUUUUAAAACACAGUAUAUCACAUCCUGACUCUUUCUUCUUCUUUUUUUUUUUUUCACCAAUUUUUUUUUUUUUUUUAAUAUGGUCAGCCAGAACAUAUUCUCGCAAUGGCUAUUGGAAUAAUAUAAUAAUUUUUUAACACUCACAAACGCUUCUUAAUGUCACUAGGGAUGCACCGAAAUGAAAAUUCCGGGCCGAAACUGAAAAGUCAGGAUGCCCUUGGCAGAAAAUGACUUUUUCCCCUAAAUGAUUUUUAAAAAGUUUUUUUUUCCCUAUAAUUUUAUUAAUAUUAGACUUUUUAAAAUGAAUUUAAUCUAAUAUGAAAAACUUCCCUUCUCAUUUAGUGGUCCCCCUGCCUAAUGUUCCUCUCUCCCCCUCUAGUGUUCUUUCUUCCCUCCUCCCCAGUUCCAUAGUGUCCCCCUCCCCUGUCCCAUAGUGUUCUUUCCCUCCCAUGUCCCAAGUGCAGUAUUCUUGACUUUUCAUGUUAUCAUUACUAUCUUUCAUUGUGAUAUAUAAUCCUCUGAAUUGUUAAUGCAAGCAUGUCUGUUAAACUAUGCACUACAAAAAACAAAAUAUAAAAAAAAGUUAAAUUUUUUUUUUUUUUUUUUUUUUACAUUUCGGCAAAUUUGACCCGUUUUCGUCCAAAAAUUUCGGCAGCCAAAAUUUAGUUGUAUCCCUAAAUGUCACUCGCAUGAUACUGGAAUGUCCAUGGUGCAAUCAUUUAAAAUCUAGUAAUGUCAUUUCCAAGUAGCCAAGCUAUAGCUCACAAUUAAAAACAGCCAGUUUCCAAAGAGAUGGAGGUGACAACCUUUGAAUAGCACACUAUUUUCUAACCCUCAAUGACAUUCAGGAUUAUUAACUAAAGUGAGAAUUCUAAGUGAAUUUAAAAUUUUAAAGCCAUAGUAGCCUAUGUGGAAGUAUAUCUGACUUGUAGAAUGUUUCUAGUUUGGCUAUUUUUUUGCCUUAAAUUUGAAAUCCACUUUAAAUAUUAUUAUUUUUUUUUUAAAACAAUACAGCUAUGAACAUGCGCUGUUAGCAGCCAAUCCCAAAAUGAAAGAACAAACAUGAAAAUAUUGAUUCAAUGCAGCGUUUCUGCUAAAAAAGCCAGAGAAAAUCAAAUGUUAACUAUUUUAUUGACCUUUUUAUAAAAACUGCUGAACCUAUAAGUAGUUUUUUAUGGUGCUAUAUCAGGCUUCAUAGACUUUUAUGAAAGUGCUACAUAAACAGUUGCUUGGGGCACCACUGACUUCCAAUAGACUGCUCAACAUUCUCUCUCAACAUUGUGAUAUGGACAGUUUGUGGCCUGUAAUCACAGGCUGAUAAUCAACUCCUCACUACCAGCUGAGCUGACAUGCAGAGUGCAAUCUACAAAGUAAAGAUAUGCAAAGACUAUAGUUCAGCAAAUACUAUGAUAUCAUGAUGGUCUUGCCUGUCAGCAGUCACGAAAGGGUUAAUAAUUAUAUUUACGGUAGAAUUUUUUCCAGCGUUGAUAUGGGACAUGGAUCCAUAAUGGCUUCAUGGAAAGUAGGACACUCAGUAGUCAUGCAGUGGCCUACAUUAUAAACCUUUUGUUGUUCUGUAGCAGAGAGAUGGCAAGCUGAACACCGCUUUCCUCUUUAGACAUAAAACUAUUUUUGGCCUGUGCAUUGGAUAGCCAAAAUAACUACCAGGUAUUUAAUACUUUGAAUUCUAGAGGGGUGACAUACACUGCUUUCUCUCCUACUCCUCCUCCAUUCAAUGGAAUUAGAGCAGGCGAAGAACAGACUAGAAUUAAAACAAAUGUUACAUGUCACUAAUACUGUAAAGGAUUCUUUAUUUUGUAAAUGGCAUUGAAAACCAGUUAAUCUAUCACUUCUUCUAGCAACCUCCUGCCCAAUAAUUUCUCCAUACUUUAAUUGCUAAAGGGCCACUAGAGACACCCAGUGUACUUCAAUAAGUGGACUGGGUGCAAUUGUCCUGUCCUUUUAACCCUGCAAAGUAAUGCAUUGCAGUUUUUUUUAAAUUGCAGGGUUAAAGGGAACAUGUCAUGUCCGUAUUGACUUUAACUCUUAAAACAGCUUAGAAUUUCAUCUAUAAAUUGUGCUAACCGCUAGUGAUGUCCCGAACGGUUCGCCGCGAACAGUUCACCACAGACUCAUCAUUGAGUAAACUUUGACCCUGUACCUCACAGUCAGCAGACACAUUCCAGCCAAUCAGCAGCAGACCCUCCCUCCCAGACCCUCCCACCUCCUGGACAGCAUCAAUUUUACAUUCAUUGUGAAGCUGCAUUCUUAGUGAGCUGUCCAGGAGGUGGGAGGGUCUAGGAGGGAGGGUCUGCUGCUGAUUGGCUGGAAUGUGCCUGCUGACUGUGAGGUACAGGGUCAAAGUUUACUCAAUGAUGAGUCCGCGGCGAACCGUUCGGGACAUCACUACUAACCGCUUUUAUACAUUUGGAGAAGAACCUACCUAUCCCUCAAUGCUGAGGAAUUGAGAGACAGGGAAAGCAGAGGAUGUGCUUCCUAGCUGUCCCUGAUAGUGCUGGCUAGGGAGGAUAGGAACAGACUAUCCACCUCAUUAAUGAGAUUGGGACAGGGGAGCAGAGGGCCAGGUAAGGCAUGACAGUUUCCCUUUAAAUUGACAACCACUAAAGGCGAUUCCUCAGCUCUGACAGAGUAAAACUUGGUCACGUGACAUGGAAGCCCCAAAAGCAUAGCAUUGAUUCAAUGCAUUCCUAUGGGGAAGCUUAGAUUUGUGCAUAGCAUUCUCCGAGAAUGCACAUCAGGUCCCCAAUGCUUUAUGAGGGCCAUUGGAUUGGACCGACGAUGGAAGACACCAUGCCUACUCCUUAACUUCGUGGAAAGAGGCAAGCGUAAGCAGCACCAAUGUAAGUAAAAGCCUUUAUUUUUAGCCUUUUAUCACAUGCAGCAGGGACCUAUAUAACUAUGGACAAGGACACUAAAGCGUUACAAAUACAGGAUUGUAUUCCUAAUGCGUUAGUGUGUCUUGAAGGAAAUUAUUUUUUUUUUGUGCCUAUGUGCACAUACAAUGUCCCUCUAAAUUCUAUCAAUGUAUAAGAAUUAUUUAUACACAUUCAUAUUGCAGACCUCUUUAAUUUACAUUUUAUUUUGAUUUUGUGCUGUUUGUGGCUACUUUGACAUAUUCCUUGAAAAAUAAUAUAUAAUUAGUAAUCUAUAAAUAGACUAUGUCCAAUCAGCUUGUUAGGAUUUAAAAUCAAUUCCACACAGCAAUUAGCUAAUUCUAUGUAUCUAAAAAUACCUUCGUCACAGCACGUAAUUAAUUAAAUGCCUUAUAGCCUAAGCUGCUAAUAGAUAUUUCAGCUGUUUUGGUUUUGUUUGUUUAAAAAAAAACCAAAAAAAAACUUGGAAUACCACUUGUUUAUUUGACAUAACCAUUCAAGAACUGGGGAGCUCACUCUGGCACACAAAAAGUUAAAAGCGGCAAUGUUCUACAGAUGAUAUCAUGCCAAAUGGUCUGGUUUGGCGCUAAGAGUUGACAGUCAUCCUAUUGGUUACCAUGGUGAUUACAACUUCACCUCAGAAUAGAACGUGUUUUUGCCUCGAUAAAUAUGGCUAGAUUGCUUAAAGGGACACUUUAAGCAACAAAACAACUUAGCAUAAAUAGCAUUUUUUUUUUUUUUCUUUUGGAAUGUAGAUUCCCUUCUGUUUAACCCCUUAUUUAUUCAGGUUUUUUUUAAAGCCAAGUUGAAUAAAGAUUACUUACCUCAUUUCUGUCACGGCUAAACGAUACAACAGUAAGGACGUAUUAACAGACCUUAGCAUGGCCGGUUUAAUGUACAAAAAGCGUAAACGUGUUUCUAGCCAAGAUUGAGAUGCCAGAAAUAUGGGAAUAAGAUAUAACUAGCCAGGCCAGGAUUACAGAGGUCAAUAAAUAAGCCAAAAUCAAAUAACCAGAAUAUCUGAGAAGAUAUAAAGCACUUUACGAGGAACGAAGAGAGUGUGCAAAGACUAUGGGGCUGGAAACUUUAUUUAAGCACUGAGGUAGUCCACGUCACUACUGCAACUCCAAAAAGAGCAGGAGCGUGGUUGCACUGAGGACGUGUCCCGUCUAGAACCGGAAAUUAUGCUAGGCAUUUUAUUAGUAUAAGUAGAGUGGUCCUGCGAACGCGCAGCGUUACUCUCCUUGCCAAUAACACUCUCCUCCCAAUGUGCACUUGGUUGGGGAGUCAGAAUGCAAUCGCCAAUCGGGAAGGCAGAUGAGGACCAUAAUGUGCAGUGUGACACCAUUAUGUGUCCCUCCGGCACAGUCCAGCCUGUUGUUGUUCAGCCAACUGGGUUUGAACCUCAGCUUUGUGGGACCGCUGGAGUUUGAGAUAAGUAGAGGGCAAUGCAGAGGCAUGUGUAAUGGUUAUUCCUAGAUGGUCGGAAGCUCACCACCGCUGUACUAGUAGAAGAAGGGAGGGGGGGAGGAAACAACUGCCCACAUACAAAAUAAAUAAAUCACUGUUUAGUAAUCACCUACAGCCCGAUUACGAGUAAAUGGUCAGCUGUCCCACCCAGUAACUAUCACAAACGGCACGAGACAGGGUUGCCCGUUAUCAUCCCUCCUGUUCAUACUAGUCCUUGAACCAUUCCUACAGGGGAUAAGAGACCAUCAACAAAUCAAAGGCUUCAUAAUAGAUAAAACGGAAUAUAAGGUCACUCUGGCAAUUGCUGCCUCUUGAGUUUAGUGCAAAUAAGCUAACCAAACCAGGAAGUAAUAGGAUCUGUUGUUUGCUUGAAAAGCCAGGUAUGUGCAACCAAUAUACUUUCUAUUGAAAUCUGCACUAUUUUCAAAGUGAUAAAAGAGGACACACUUGUCACAUAAAGCAAGUUACAGAACUUUAGGGGUCUGUAGUGUCCCUUUAAUGUAAUAAAUAGGUACAUAAUGUUUUAUUUUGGAUUUUUCCCAUGCAUAAAGUCUAGGUAUACUUAAAGGACCACUAUAGUGCCAGGAAGUGUCAGUGAGACAGCCACUAGAGGCCGGAUUAACCCUAGUGUAAACCUACCAGUUUCUCUGAAACUGCUCCUGUUUACAGCUGCAGGGUUAACCCUAGAUGGACCUGGCACCCAGACCACUUCAUUGAGCUGAAGGGGUCUGGGUGCCUAUAGUGGUCCUUUAAGAAUUCUAUAUCCAUAGAAUUCUCUUAAUGUGUAUUAAGUGUGACAUUUUUUUUAAACUUUAUUUUAUUCUGCUUUCAGGUGGAGAUACUUCAUAAAACAGUAGGACGUGUGGAAUUCAUCUCAAAAGACAUCCAAGAAAAACAGCUAUUACAUGACACAUCCAUUAAGAAAAGUGAAAAAGAAUUGGAUCAGGUUGGAGUGAUUCUUAAAAAACUGCAGAAAGAUUUGUCUAAUGUUAUCCAAGAUGUCACGGCUCAAGGGGACCGAGAUUUAAUUCAGUUUGAAAAAACAAUGAGUGAAAAAUUUACUGAGCUGAACAACUCAAUUAAUGAGGAUAUUAUUGAAAUUACCAAGGUACAGAAAUCAUGCCAAGAUGAAAUUAAUAAUGUGAAAGCUAAACUAACUUCUCUAGGAGAAUUUGAUUCAAUUAAGGAUGAAUUGAGGUUACUAAAAGAUGUUACAUCUCAGUUGCAAACAUCGUAUACUGCUAAAGAGGCCUCCAUUGAAUGGCUGAUGAACAAUGCAUUAAAUGUAGAGUCUAUUACAGCUAACACCAAUGAAAUUGCACUGAUUAGACUUGAGCAUGAUGACUUUAAAAAAGAUCUGGAAGCCCAAGUAACCAAAAUUGAAGACAUUAAAGAAAAGAUCUUGAAAAUCGAAGAUUCUGAUGUGAAGUCUGCGCUAGAGAAACUUGACAAUGAAUUUGACCAAAUAUCCUCUUCUGUUGCAGAGAUGGAAAACAAUUAUGUCUCUGCAAACAAUGAUCUACUUAAAGAGAUUAAAAUAAAUAGAGAUGAUUUUGAGUUACGACUAGGUCCUCUAGAAAGUCUUAUGGAAACUGUGAAGGGAUCUCAGCAGUUGGAAACAAUAGAAUCAUUUAAAACCAGCUUUGAUGAAUAUAACAGAAGACUGAAUGCUGUUGAAGAAGCAUAUUCUGGUCUCAAAAUAUCAGCUAGUUCUGGAGAUGCAGAAACAUCUGAAACCUUAUCAAGUAUCCAAGAUAGUCAGCAAAAUUUAUCCAAGGAUGUUGAUGAUUUGAAGUCUAUUGUAGCUCAAAUUCCAGUUAAGUCAUCUGAGUUUGAGAGACUCCAAGUGGAGGUCACUAAUAUGCUUGAGGGACACAGGAGUCAAAUAGAAGAUUUGAAGGACAAUUAUGACCAAUGGAAAAGCAGUAUAGAUGAACUUAGGAGUAAAGUUAGCACAUCUGAUAAUUCUGAACAAGUCUCCAGUGAUGCACUAAGUUCCUCCGUGAACAAGCUGGAAACGGACUUGAAGAUGUUAAGGACAGCUGUGGACAGUUUGGUAGCAUAUUCUGUCAAAAUUGAAACCAAUGAAAAAGAAUUGGGAUCCAUGAAAGAGUCUCUUGAAGACCUAAAGCAAAGUACUGACCGGUUGUUAGUUAAAUUAGAACAGAUACAAGAGGCGGUAUAAGUGCUUAUUUUGUAGAGGAAAAGAAUGUAGUAUUUUUUUCAAACUUUUUUUGCAUUUGUUUUGGGUUUCAAUAAACAUUUUUCUUGUUUUCUGUAUAAGAUUUUCUUCAUAAUUUGUUUAAAAAAAAAAAAAAUGCAUUUGUUUUCUUGUUAGUUCAGUCUCCUCUUACAGUACUAAGCUCUAUGGGUAUGAUACUCUAGAGCAAUAUAGGAGCAUGCCAGUUUUGACCAAUAAAUACGAUUAAGAUACCAUGCAAAGGUUUAGGUGAAACACAGGGAAUCCUAUGCAAAAUAUUACUUUAAAGAAAAUAGAAUGUGUAGUAAAAUAUCUGUAUCUGAAUUUGAGUCCUGAUUAUCACCUGGUAUGGAGAAAGGAAGGAUUUGGUGCACGAUUUUUGGGUUCACAAUCUUCCAGCAAAGAUUGUUCUUUGUCACAAUGAGAACAUUAGAAAUAUGUAAUAUUGUAGCUAAAGAAAGAGGAUGUUUUGUUAGUCAUUCAUCCUAUACAGUUCUGACUAGCAAUAUAAACACAGUUUAUUGACGCAAACAGAAAAUAAAUGAUAGUCUUAUAGUAUUCUUUGUAAUUGUGUAAUAACCUGACCUCUGCCACUGCCCCUUCCAUAAUGUAUAGUAUCUUGAAGACAUGACGAGAAUUGAGCUGGAAGUUUUCAAGAGGAUGUAAAAUUCCAACUUAACUAUGCAUUCUGAAUAACCAUGCGCUGUCAAUGAUUUUAUUUCAUUUAAUUUUUUCGGGGUUGGACUGGAUGUUAGAAGGCUGCUAUGUCCAAACUAGAUAACUUUGGUCAUAGCUGCUCUAGAACAGGACCUACUCAAGAAAAACAAUAAGGGCAGUAUGCUCUGCAUACCCUAAUAGAGCUUGACAUUGGCAGAAACCUGCCAGUCACUUUAAUCUAAGCGGGUGACCAAUGACACAAAAUAUGGACUUAACUAUAAUCCCUUAUGGUGGAACCUGUAUUUGUUGCGUACUUAAGCUAAUUUAAAGCCAAAGUGGAUGCAUUGGUCUUAAAGAACAACUGUCACCUCAAAACAUUUUUAAUAUAAUAAUCAUUUCAUCAAGUUUAGAAGAAAAAUGUUUUUGUAAUUAAAUUGUGUUACAAAAUGAGAACUACACUCAUAUGCUUCAUUUAAAAAAAAAUAUAUAUUUCCUUUUAACUGAUGAAAUUUUUUUUUCAGAUGACUGUUGUCCUUUAAAUUUGAAAUGUACAUUGAUGUUCUGACAAUUCUCAGUUUAGUAAAUAACCCUGCAAGUAAAAAAAUAUCUACUAUAAUUGCAAAUGCACAAAGCUGAAGGACAAAACCUUUUGCAUAAUUUCCUGAGCUAAAACCAGUUUUUCUUUCUUUAAGAGAUGUGCCAAAGGGGAUAUUCUGUUUUGGGCAAAGAAAAAAAACGUCUUGCGUGAAAGAAAAGCAAAAGUGGAUACUUUUACUGCAGCCUUACACAUAGCCUUGACAAUAAUUUAUUCUGUUUACGUAAAAAAAACUAUCUUUGAUUUAGCUAGGUGUAUUUAUGUGAGAUGCAUUAAUUUUCCUGACAUUAGAAGCAUAAAAGCAUCCAUGAAUUGUAAUAUUUUCUGCAAUAAAUCAGCCACUGGCAAAGUACUGAAAACAAAACCGUACGCAGAAAAGAAGCAAGUGAUGUCUUGUUAUGCUUGCUUAGAGCCAUAUUGCUUUAGUUAAUGUAUGGCCCAAACAUCAAGUGGUUAUAAUCUUGCUUUGAGGUUGAUGUUGCUGGUUCAGUUUUAAGAAUGAGAAGCAGCGCUAUCAACAUAAUGGGUGGGUCAUCUCAGACUCCAUGAUUUAGAAAACUGUAAAUUUUGUGGAACCUGCAAAUGUCACACUGAAUACUCUGUGGAUUUUCAAAUAUAUGAAAACUAUAGAGAAGAAAUGGGAAAGUUUGUAAUGUAGAUAAAUUACAUACAAGAUUCAUCUCUCACAUUAGAUGGAACCACCUCUACCAUAUGUUGUCCAUGGGGCCUGAGGAUCCAAAGGAUGAGUAGGUAUGAUGGACAAUCAUAGAUCGUUUAUCCAUACACCUAAAACAUGAUCAAAGUUUCAUUUAACAAACUAGAAAUGGAAGGUUGUCUUUCUAACAGUGGAUUGCAACAGACUUAUGAGAGGCUACCAACAUUUUCUAGAGUUAAAUGCGAUUUAACCUACUGGUGUAUGGAGUGUAAAACACGUUAUCCUGGUGUAGGUAUGUAGUGCAGCAUGAUGGCAGGGUAGCAAGAAGCACUGUGCAUGUUGAUUGCUGGCAUAAACAGUAUUAAUAUGUUAGCUAGUCGACAUGUUAUGUGUGACAUGUAAUUCAUUGCCACUGGGUAUUUAGAUUUGGCGGGGAUAAUGCAAACAAUAGUACAAGAAACAACACAUAGAAUAAUAAUUAGGCAGCGAAAUCAUGCACCUCAGAGUCAAUCAAGAGAGGGCUAGUGGUGGAGAAAAAAAAAAAUCAGAGUGAAAACAAUAUGAAAAUGAAAAAGGCCCAGACUCUGCACGCCCAGGUGAUGCCAGGCUGAGUCAUCCUAUGCCUCUUGGCGGCUUUGAGCAGGAGUCCAGCCGCUCUGCUUCCCCUGCAUGAGGACGCCGCCAGACCCAGGUGUACCUGCUCUCCUGUGCCCCCUUGAUCGAAUGAGUGCAAAGUCCUCCUGCCUACCUAGGGUUGCGCUGCAAUCUGUAGUGUCGAGUGGGUGUCGCAUGUCCUAGUCGGUUGCUUGGAUAAUGUUGGCCCCUUCCCGAGCUCCACACCGGUAAGCAACUGCGUGGUCUAGCAGGGUGUUGGGGGCGUUGUAUCACCAGUGGGCCUCCCAUAUACCCCUCCGUCGCACGUGUCGCUGCAGGGCGCCUGGUGAGGGCCACACGAUGCUGGGGGUCUCGCGUUGUUCCAUGCCCCAUUCGCUCCAUGUUGGUCUUAUGCGGGUUGUGCUUUGCAGGGUGAGCAGGCUUUCGUCAGUGUUGCUGUGUUCGGGGCCCUCUGUCCCCCGUCACUGCUUUGGUUUUCUUUGAGGGUCUGGCCCUAGUUUUUCCUCGCUGCUGGUGAGGACGGAGUGAUGCAGUCCCGACGUCUCUCCGCCCCUUGCUGUGGAUUUGGGCAGGCGAGUUAGGGAUGGUGGGCCUGUUGUCUAUACGGGUCCAAAAGUCUUUGCAUAGUUGGUCGAACCGGGCCCUGAAGCACUUCUCCCAGUCCAUGCUCUCCAUGUUUGCCUGUUGUGGGGAAGGCCUCUGCAUGGCGGCCAUUUUGAUCCGCCACGCGGUCCAAGAUUCUGCUGCUUUUGUACUGCUCAGGUUCGCAGCGUGCCCAGUGGGGACCGGGAUCACUCCCACCGGUCCAAGGGGGGAGGGGGCAGUAACGGGGUUUCUGUAGCGGUGCCUCGAACCGCGUGGUCUCAAGCGGAGUAUCGGCCGCGUCCCUCAGCCGUCGGGCCCGCGGUCCAGGUAGGCCGCAAAACAAGCCGGUAGCUUCUGGCUUUUCAGAACAGAUCGUGUGGGAUCCCUUUUGUCCCUGUCAUUAGAGGUGCCUGUUGUGUCACUUGCUGAGCUGUCCGCCACUUUUUCCGUGCAAUUUUGAUAGUUUUCGUGGUUGUGCUGGCAGGAGCUCACAGAAACAUGUCUGGCCAGCUUGCGAGUCAGGCCCCGCCCCACCCCACAAUUUUACUUUUUAAAUAGCAAAUUCUUAUGUAUUUUUUUUUUUUAAUACAUCCUAUUUAUAGUUUUAAAAGAAAUAUUAAUUCACAUAAUUUACUAAUUAUUUCCCCCUCCAUUUUCCUUUAUGAAGAAUGAAUUCAUGAUGACACUUUGUAGUGGUAUGGUGUUCACAUUUUAUUAUCAAAUAUGCAACUUCAGACAAAAUAUGUAGCAUCCUUUGGUAGCAAUUUUUAACUACAAUAUGCAUUUGUUGAGCUAUAUGGCAAACUUUGUGUUUAUUUUCGUAUAUCUGAUUGCCCAUGUGUCUGUUUGAAUUUUGGGACUGUAUGCAUUGCAUUGAAGUUUCCUGCACGGCUGUACUGUUGAUUGACGGAUUCCUUUGCUCGAAAAUGCGGAAGUGGAACGCAGACUUGCGUUCCACAGAGAGAGUAAGUAGAUACCAGACCAUGUGAUCGACAGACAGACGGAACGUGCGUUCCAUUGAGAACACUUCUGGAUACAUAGAUGCCAGCAAUUUGGAAAUUAGAAUGGUAUAAAAAACAGAACUGCUUUCCACAAAGUAUUCACCAACUGAGGAAGCCAGCUGAUGGAGAAACGUGUUUUGGACUAAAGACUACAUUAAUUCUUAAGUAUUUUUGAUAACUAGAUCAUAUUUUAUUUGAUUUGUAUGAAUAAAUUUGUUUUAUUUUUCAACAUCAUCAAAGUUUUCCUGUCUAUCCCUGCUGACUAACAUUUGGGGUCAAAAGACACAGAAGAGGGCUGUGGAUCUUCCUUAAGGAUCCAAGAGCGCUAUACACGAGAGCCAGGUGACCUAUUGGCUCUAUCCUUGUUAG
Messenger RNA from Pelobates cultripes (western spadefoot toad), 15743 nucleotides. Lineage: Eukaryota; Metazoa; Chordata; Amphibia; Anura; Pelobatidae. The record is from the annotation of a GenBank genome assembly.